GUUUCUGUAGGUCUCUUGGGAAUAUCUGGGAUUCAGAUGAUGAUAUAUAGUACUGCUGUGUAACAGUUUGAGAUAUCUUGAAGGUCAGAUUAAAUGACCAGUACUGGGAGCCAAUAGAGCUAUUAAGAGUUUGUUCCUAAGGAAAUCUGUUAAUCCUUCUCUUUGUUACAUUUGAAGCUGCACACUAUCAAAACUACUCUAUGUGCUUGCCUUAGUCUAGUAGUGUCAGUGUUUUAUCAACAGAUAAUUGAGCCGCUCUAAAAAAAAAAUUGGAAAAUGGAGCUGUGACUAGCUAUUUUUUGUUUUGUAUGAUUUUUCUUCUAAAAACAAACUGAAAAGAGAAUUAAGGAAAACUUGAGAGAAUUGUUCUACAUCCAAAAUGAUACCCUGUGGACCUGUUCUGUCAUUUGUUCGGUGUUUGUUGCGAAGAAAAAUUGUCACUGUGGACAGUCUUGAAGAUUCCAAGUUAUGCCGAUGUUUAUCCACUCUGGACCUUAUAGCUCUGGGAGUGGGAAGCACUCUUGGUGCUGGUGUUUACGUACUUGCUGGAGAAGUUGCAAAAGCAGAUUCUGGACCUAGUAUUGUUAUUUCUUUCCUCAUUGCUGCCUUGGCAUCUGUGAUGGCAGGUCUUUGCUAUGCUGAGUUUGGUGCUCGUGUUCCCAAGACUGGUUCUGCAUAUUUGUAUACUUAUGUAACUGUUGGUGAACUGUGGGCUUUUAUCACUGGCUGGAAUCUCAUUUUAUCAUACGUUAUAGGUACAUCCAGUGUAGCAAGAGCGUGGAGUGGCACCUUUGAUGAACUCCUUGGAAAACAAAUUGGUCAGUUUUUCAGAACCUACUUCAGAAUGGAUUUUUCUGGUCUAGCAGAGUAUCCAGACUUCUUUGCAGUAUUUUUGAUAUUGCUUCUGGCAGGUCUUCUGUCUUUUGGAGUAAAAGAAUCCGCAUGGGUGAAUAAGAUCUUCACUGCUGUUAACAUCUUGGUUCUCCUCUUUGUUAUGAUUUCUGGCUUUGUGAAAGGAGAUACUGACAACUGGAAAAUAAGUGAAGAAUCUCUCAUAAACCUCACAGCACAAACAGGAAAUUAUUCUUCCUAUAAGAACGUGACAAGCAUAUUUGGGGCUGGUGGUUUUAUGCCAUAUGGUUUUACAGGAACAUUGGCUGGUGCUGCAACAUGUUUUUAUGCCUUUGUGGGAUUUGAUUGCAUUGCAACAACUGGGGAAGAAGUCAGGAAUCCUCAGAAAGCUAUACCUAUUGGAAUUGUGACUUCCCUGCUUGUCUGUUUUAUGGCCUAUUUUGGUGUUUCGGCAGCUUUGACUCUUAUGAUGCCAUACUAUCUUCUAGAUGAGAAAAGUCCUCUUCCUGUAGCAUUUGAAUAUGUUGGAUGGGGUCCUGCAAAGUAUAUUGUAGCAGUGGGAUCCCUCUGUGCUUUGUCCACAAGUCUUCUCGGCUCUAUGUUCCCUCUGCCCCGAAUUCUGUUUGCCAUGGCACGAGAUGGUUUACUGUUUAGGUUUCUUGCCAAAGUGAGUAAGAGGCAGACACCAGUUGCUGCCACAUUGACAGCAGGGGUCAUCUCUGCUAUAAUGGCAUUUCUUUUUGACCUAAAGGCUCUGGUGGAUAUGAUGUCUAUUGGUACACUUCUUGCUUACUCCCUUGUAGCAGCCUGUGUUCUCAUCCUCAGGUACCAACCCAACUUAACCUAUGAGCAACCAAAAUAUUCUCCAGAGAAAGAGGCUCUGACAGGAUCAGAGAGGGAAUCUCAAAUUAGUAUGCUUCAAGGGCACCGCUUCAGUCUUCAGACAUUGAUGAAUCCAUCCAGUUUGCCUACAGAGCAGUCUGCCACUACCGUUAGCUUUUUGGUGGGUCUAUUAGCUUUUCUGGUGUGUGGGUUGAGUGUUCUGACCACAUAUGGGAUUCAUUUUAUUGCUAAUAUGGAGCCUUGGAGCAUUGGUCUUCUUGCUGUGUUGGUAGUACUCUUCAUAGUCAUUGUUCUCACCAUAUGGAGGCAGCCUCAGAGCCAGCAGAAAGUAGCCUUUAUGGUUCCAUUCUUGCCAUUUUUGCCGUCCUUCAGUAUUUUGGUGAAUAUUUACUUGAUGGUACAGUUAAGUGGAGAGACUUGGAUCAGAUUUAGCUUUUGGAUGGCUUUUGGCUUCUUUAUUUACUUUGCAUAUGGCAUCAGACAUAGUCUUGAAGGUCAUCCUAGAGAUGAGGAAGAUGAAGAUACUUGCUCAGAAAAUAGUGGAAUACAGGAAAAGAACCCUGUGGAAGAAGCAGAUGAACAUACAAAUGAAAAUGCUCAGUUUAUUACACAUGAAAGGACAAGUGAAUGUUAAUGUUUGCAAACAACCUUAACGUGCAUGUCUCUUAAGUAGUAGUAAACUGUGAUCGAAUGUAGUUGCUGAACGAAAUUGUCAAAAGGUAGCUGCCAGCAGAUUAACAGUAAUUUAUAUUUGUGCAUCUUGAAAGUGCCUACCACAAAGCGUGACUGACGUGUUGAACUAGCUGCUAAUACCUCUUGGAUACUUCAGAUCCAGUCACAUGAAGACUUUCUUCAGUGAAAAAUUGAUAUCCCAGAUGAAAACAUCAAGGAAGAUAAGGAGAAGGACAGACUUCCAAGGGGAUAACUGUACCUUUGCUAUGCUAAAAUUUGAGGGUGUUUUGGUUGCACAAUUAUAUACAAUUAAUUGGUGAUGACAAAGUAUAAAGAAUUUUAGGAUUGCUUACAAAAGGGCCCUGAACAUUUUACAUUUUAUGAAGAAAGCAACUGCUUUUCAUAUGUUCUCCUUAUCCCUGUGCGUUAAAAUACUUUGUCAUGGUCUGAUAGAGUAUAAUGAAUAACAAAGUGACGAUACUCUUUGAUCAUUAAAAUAUUGAAUUCCUUCUUAUU
Messenger RNA from Terrapene triunguis (Three-toed box turtle), 2883 nucleotides. It is a transcript of the gene SLC7A2, whose product is annotated as solute carrier family 7 member 2. The coding region runs from base 380 to 2329 and encodes 649 amino acids. Gene Ontology annotation, molecular function: amino acid transmembrane transporter activity. Gene Ontology annotation, cellular component: plasma membrane. The record is from RefSeq and is a predicted model, not a curated record. The transcript has 12 exons. NCBI's taxonomy places the organism in Eukaryota, Metazoa, Chordata, Testudines, Emydidae. Gene Ontology annotation, biological process: amino acid transport; transmembrane transport.